AAGCCAGUAGCUGUGGCUCAAGCGCAUCUCGGACAAAGAUUCCAAUGGCUCAGGACGGCUACAUGAGAAUAGAGGAGGGGGGCAACCCUGCAGCGCCGGCGAGUGGAUCGAAGGGGCGCAAAGCGCACGAACAUGCAAAGUACCACUGCAAUCGCACCAUGAUCAACUUCGGACUCAGCAAGCAGGUGCCCAAUAAAGAUAGCACCGCACGCGACCACUUGGCCAAUGAGAGGACUUUCUUGGCUUGGCCCCGUACCGGUCUUGCCCUCUCAGGCGCUGGCUUUGGAGUGAUCAAGUUUCUACCUGGUGUCAGCACAAACCUCAUCCUAGGGUUCUUUUUGAUCGGCGUGGGCAUUUGCGUCUUAGCCUUCGGAGCCCUAAGGUACUUCGAUGUGAUGGAAGCCUUGGAGAAUGGCGUGUUCGCCAUCGACACAGGUGUUGGCGAUUUGGACUUUGGAGGCACACCAAUUGGAUUCCAUGUGAAUGCCAUCAAGCCUCUCUGGGGGUGUGCUACUCGUCUGUGGCGCUACAGCAGCUCUGGUUCUGAUUGCUUUGGUUCUCGGCAUUCUUCACAUCAGGCGGCACGAGAAUGACAUGCCAUCCUGACGGAACACACUCCGACAUGGUCUUUUCGAUCCAUUGUCCUAUGCAUUUCCUGCCGACGUAGGCGUUGCCUCCAGUGCGAAUCAGACACUGGGAAGGGAUUUUGCUGAAGGAACGGCCAACUUCCGUGGUGCACCGAUUGGGA
Molecule: messenger RNA, 748 nt
Organism: Durusdinium trenchii
Lineage: Eukaryota; Dinophyceae; Suessiales; Symbiodiniaceae
Source: the annotation of a GenBank genome assembly